AUGUUACUUUCGUCCAUGGACCACGUGGGCUACUACGCCAUGUCCAAGGAGAACAGUUUCCUCGAGUUUGACGCGUCCCCAGGCGGGAGCGGCCACGACGGCUACGCCCUUCCACCGGACGACAUGAGUGUCGUGUCGUACAUAAGCGAAGAGACGAGUCCGAAGAACGGCACCAAGUCGUCGCUGUACAAGACGGAGCUCUGCAAGCGCUUCUCGGAGUUUGGCAACUGUCGCUAUGGAGCCAAGUGUCAAUUUGCACACGGAAUGGCGGAGCUGCGUCACGUCGUGCGCCAUCCCAAGUACAAGACGACCAAGUGCAAGUCGUACUGGGGGUCCGGCCACUGUCCUUACGGCAGCCGCUGUCGCUUUAUCCAUGAGGAGACGGAGGGCUACGCGCAGUCGCCGUACAGUCCCUUGAACCACCACCACCACCACCAUCGCAGCAGCAGCAGCAGCAGCAUGUUCCUUCAUGAGAAGGACCGUUUCUGCGGCUUAAGUGGCGGAGUCAUGGACCCACCGCAGCCGUCUGUUGAUCUUAGCUAUGGCGGUGGCCUCUAUAGUGAGCAGCCGAACCCGCAUCAGCUCCAGCAGCUCCGUUUGCAUCACCACCAGAUGAUGCCUUCCUACCCAAAGGACAACUACUCGCUUCUGGCCUCGCUGGACAAGAGUUCCUGGGGAGUGUCGGGUGUUACCCCGAUUGCAAAUCAAUACCCCGAUUAUGCUGGUGAGCACUAUACUACGAGUGCCUCGCUUGAACACCAAAGCUUGCUCGGUAGCAUCGGCUUGUCGCGUGCUCAGCAACGAGCCACUCCGGCGAGUAGCGACGCUGCAAGCAGCGCGUCGUCACCGGGCUACCCAGACCUCCAGGAUGCCAUUGACGCAUUGAUGAAGUUCUCGCUCACCCAGGACGACGAUGAGCCGAUCCCGGACCCCGUCACGUCUCCUGAGACCACUCCGGUCCAGGCUGUUCGUGGGCGUUGCCAUUCCAGCGUCUCUUCCCCCGCUCUCGCCUCCACUUCGACAGCUGCUACAACGAAGAAUGCCGAGUUUUCUCUACAGUCCGAUGAGUUAUGGAAGGACUUCCCGGCUGCGUCGUCGGCGCCUUUUACAGGCGAUGACAUGCGAACCCAGCCGUGGUCUACUGGCGUAUCGCUGAGUCUUGAUAGCAAGUCAUUUGAAGGUGUUGCGGCUGUUGCCGGCGAUGCAAAAGACGUCUCUGGAAGCAGCAGUGACGACGAGGAGAGCCCCCGCCUGAGCGUGUUCGAGCGCUUCCAUUAA
Peronospora matthiolae is the source of this 1278-nucleotide messenger RNA. The record is from the annotation of a GenBank genome assembly. NCBI's taxonomy places the organism in Eukaryota, Oomycota, Peronosporomycetes, Peronosporales, Peronosporaceae.